This is a messenger RNA of Eruca vesicaria subsp. sativa (arugula), 645 nucleotides long. The record is from the annotation of a GenBank genome assembly. NCBI's taxonomy places the organism in Eukaryota, Viridiplantae, Streptophyta, Magnoliopsida, Brassicales, Brassicaceae.
AUGUACAAGGAACGUAGUGGGUCGUCGAGAUCAGAGAUCCUCGGCGGAGGAGCAAUCGAUCGGAAACGAAUCAACGAAGCACUCACCAAGAAGCUAGAGAAACCAUCACCUUCCACCUCUAGAGCUUUCGUUAAACCUCAGCUUCCUGAUGAUGAUUUCAAUCUUUGUGGGUUAAGUGGUCAAGUUCCUUACUAUGAAUAUGCACUUGAUCUCAUUCUUGAUGUCGAAUCUUCAAACAGUGAGAUGUUUACUGAAGAACAGAAUGAACUUGUGGAAUCAGCUGCUGAGAUGUUGUAUGGUCUUAUUCACGUUCGUUACAUUUUGACUACUAAAGGAAUGGCUGCUAUGACUGAGAAGUACAAGAACUGUGAUUUUGGGAGAUGCCCUAGAGUCUUCUGUUGCGGACAGUCUUGUCUACCUGUUGGACAGUCUGAUAUACCGAGAUCGAGUACAGUGAAGAUGUACUGCCCGAAAUGCGAAGAUAUAUCUUACCCGCGGUCUAAGUUCCAAGGCAAUAUUGAUGGGGCAUACUUUGGAACAACAUUCCCUCACUUGUUUUUGAUGACUUACGGAAACUUGAAGCCGCAGAAACCGACUCAGAAGUAUGUCCCGAGAAUCUUUGGGUUUAAGGUGCAUAAACCAUGA